AGUGGUGAUGAGGGUUCCCCUUGGAAAGCUCUUGAGAAAGCAAUGGGUAAUUUGAAGAAGGACCAGUCGAUAGAGGAUGUAUUACGUCAGCAGAUUGAAAAGAAUGAAUUUUAUGAAGAGAGAGGAGGUGGUGGUGGUGGUGGUGGCAGUGGCAGUGGCAGAGGCAGUGGCGGUGAUGGUGCAGGUGGUUCUGGAUCAGAGGAUGAAGGCCUUGCUGGAAUCAUGGAUGAAACACUGCAAGUGAUUCUCGCAACCAUUGGAUUUAUAUUUCUGUAUUUUUACAUCAUCAGCGGUGAGGAGUGGACUCGGCUAGCAAAGGACUACAUCAAGUUUCUCUUAUCGGGGUCCAAGAGUAUUCGUUUACAGCGUUCCAUGUACAAAUGGGGAAGGUUCUACAAGAAUCUGACUGAGAAGAAGUAUUGUGAUAAGUUCUGGUUGGAGAAGGCCAUAAUCACUACCCCAACUUGGUGGGAUAGCCCCGAUAAGUACCGGCACAUCGUUAGAUCUAAUUUAGAAUCAAAUUCAGAUGAAUAACCCAGGUCACAUUGCAUAACCCUUCCCUCUACGUUGUUUGUGUUGAUUUUGGGGGAUAGUAUAAGUCUUCAAUUUAGCACCUAUAUUUUAUUGUUUAUUUUUUACAGUUGGGAUCCUUAAAGGAUCAAAUUCUUGUUUUUACAACAAAAAGGGCCCCCUCGAUGGGAUCUCUGCAAUUCUAUCAUAACAGGAAUAGCAAUUACAA
Molecule: messenger RNA, 739 nt
Organism: Prunus mume (Japanese apricot)
Lineage: Eukaryota; Viridiplantae; Streptophyta; Magnoliopsida; Rosales; Rosaceae
Cellular component (GO): chloroplast
Source: RefSeq, a predicted model, not a curated record